UUCGAGUUCAACUUUCGUUCAAUUAAGACGUUUUGGUCUAGUGAAGGAAUAAAUUGAUUAAAAAAUAUUAAAGCAUUCUUAUAUAAAUGUGUGUUUAAAAAAUAUAAGAAAGUGAUUUAAAGAAGAUUAAAAAAAAUUAGCGAAGAUACACAAUUGAUAAAACAAAAUAGGAGAUAACAUUGAGAUUAAUGUUCUUCUAUAUUUAAAUAAGAAAAGUGAAUAUCAUAAUAUAUAUGGUUCUGUAAAAUAUAAAAUAUUUAAAUUACAGUUAAAAUAAAAUAAAUCGUGAAUAUUUACAACAUUUUCUGGUCAAAAUAGAAUUUUGAAUAGAAUAUUAGAAAAUACAAAACAUAGUGAAUAAAAAAAAUUACGGAAUAUUAUUGCAGUGAAAUAAUAAUUUCAAGAAUAUUUUCAAAAGAAAAUUUUAUGUGAAUAAUACUUUUAAAUAUUCAGUCAAAAAUCAAAAUAUUAAAGUGCAGUAAAAUAUAUCUCAUGUAUUGUUAAUUUAAAUAAGAAAAUUUAUUUCAAGAAAAGAAAUUAGAUAAAAUAAUUUAAUAAAAAAAUAAAAACCAAAAACGGAUUACUAUCAUUUAAAGGAUUAGCAGAAUUUUAUUGCCCUUUGUGGAUUACUUACAGCGUAUUUUGUUCACUUUUUAAAUAUCUCAAAAUUUAAAAAUUAAUAACAUGGUAGUAUUGGAAGGCGGUGGUGGUGUAGUCACCAUCGGCAAUAAUCAAUAUUUGCAACCAGAUUAUUUGUCACCUUUACAGACUACAUUGGACUCAAAAAAGAGCCCCCUAGCUUUAUUGGCCCAAACAUGUAGUCAAAUUGGUGCUGAUUCAACGGCAGUAAAACCAAUUUUAGCCUCCGACAAAAACAAGAAACCUAAUGACACAACAUCAAAGUCACCGUCAUUAAAAACACCAAAAUCAACAACACCAUCUUCAACAGAAGUACGUUUGGCUUAUAAACCAUAUGAAGCGAAUGUCUUAUCGCAUCAUCCUGCAACGAAUACACAAUCUUUAAAUACUCAUAAAAUAUUGACAAGUGAAGACUAUAUGCAACGUCCAAAUUCAAAAAGUAGUGUUGCAACACCACCCGCAACAACAGUUAGCAUUGAUUGUAAUAGUAAUAGCAGUAAUGAUACUGAUAGAAAGUCGAAAUCACCAAAUAGUACAUUAAAUAAUAACACAAUUAAUAGCAUGUUAAAUAACAGUAACAAUAGCAUAAAUAAUAGUAAUACCGGUGAUAACAUAAAAUCAAAUUCGACGCCAGACUUAAACUCGUCAAAUGCAAAUAGUAAUCAAAGUUCUGACAAUUCAAAUACAGCAUUGAAUGGUAAACAAACACCAAAUAACUCAAGAAAAGCAGUAUCACCAGCUGGAUCAUCACAACGAGGUGCUAGUCCAAUCAUUAGAUCAGGCAUGGAAGUAUUGCAUGGGCAUCCAAAAGAUAUGCAAUUGCCAAGUAGUUAUAAACCGGGUUCCGCAACUGGACCGUACGGCAUGAAUCCUUUAGCAGCAUUGUGUUGCCCACCCGGUAUGGAACAACAUGCAAGUAACCCAGCAUUUAGACCACCAUUUGCUGGCAGUUAUGCACAUCAGCAUGCUGCUAUGUUAGCUGCAGCUGCUGCUCAAGGUUAUCCCGGUGCGAGUGGUGCUGCUCAUAACAAUCCAUACAUUAGUUAUCAAAGAAUUAAAACACCAUCUGGUGGCGAAACAAUUGUACCAGUUUGUAAAGAUCCAUAUUGUCCAGGGUGUCCGUAUUCAGCCCAUACUCAACAAAUGUUAAUGGGAGCACCGUGCCCAAGUGGUUGCACACAAUGUGAACAUCAAAAAUAUGGUUUGGCAAUGGCUGCAACAUUAGGUUCUUUACCACCAGGUCAUCCAUAUGCGGCCGCUGCCGCAGCUGCUGCUGCAGCACAAGCUCAACAACAAGCUCAAAUGAGAUCUCCCUAUGUUUGUAACUGGAUAACUGGUGAUUCUUACUGUGGAAAACGUUAUAAUACAUCAGAUGAACUCUUUUCGCAUCUAAGAAAUGCACAUACAGGAAAUUUAUCUGAUCCAGCUGCUGCUGCUGCUGCCUUGGCUCAAUCACAAGCCCAGUCAUUACUAAGUUCAUUAUUUCCACCAAGAGGAUACCCCACAGCUCCACUAAGUCCACUAUCGGCAGCUAGAUAUCAUCCAUAUGGUAAACCAACUUCAAUUCCCCCACCAAUUCCAGGGUCAGCUUUUUCAACUGGGGGUUUUAAUCCGGCAGCAGCGGCUGCUCUUGGUCCCUAUUAUUCACCAUAUGCCAUGUACGGACAAAGAAUUGGUUCAGCGGCUGCUCAUCAGUAAAAGAAGAAAACCAUAACGUUUUUAUAAUUUUUUUUAUCGACGUUUUUUUAAUUAAUUUAUUUGUUGUAAUUAAUCGUAUACAAACAAAUUUUUUUAAAGCCAAAUAAUUAUAAUAUAAUUAAGUAAAAAUUACAUAGAAACAAAAGAAAAAGUUAAAUAUUCUUUUUUUUUUAAUCAUUUUUUAAUUUUGUUAUAUACCAGCAUUGAAUCAUUUGACAUUUGUUAAUAAUUUAAUAUUUCAAAAGCAAUUGUGACAGUUUCAGUGUCAACAUGUCAAAAUUUUUUAUGAGACUUAAAUAUGAGGUUUUUUUUUAAUUUUUAUUUUAAGUUUUCAGUUUUUUUUAAAGAUUUAUUUUUAACUUUGAUAAACAUAUUAAACUAUUUGUUUUUUGAAAAAACUGUGAUAAAAAUGAAUGAAUAUGCGUAUGUGUAGUGAUUAAAUUUAAAAUAAAAAUUCAAUAACGGUAUAAAAUCAAUAUUACAAAAAAAUAUCAGAUUGAAAAGUAAUUUAAAAAAGUCAUAAUUUUUAAAAGCUAAAAAAAAUAUUAAAAAAUUAGAAAGAAAAAAUAAAAUUAAUGUACAAUGUAAGUAAUGGAAUAUUAUCUUCAGAAUGAUCGCCAGACAAAAAAAUCUGGAAAGAAUGUUUAGAGAUUUUAACGAAUUUGGUUAAAUUUCUCUUCUAAGAUAGAGAAAAUCAUAGAGCGAUUACCAAAUGCAAGUGUUGAAUUCAAAGGAUUAGUAAAGUGUUACCCAAUUCUUUAAACAAUGUUGAAGAUAAUAUUUUAUUAACUGUUCUAAAUAUUUUUGAUCAUUAUUAUUAUUGAUUGAAUUAAUUAUUUUUGUUCUUUAUUAUUAAAAAUGUAUAAAUAUCUUUAAUUUUUGUUUAAAAACAAUGUCAAAUAUUUUAGUCGAAUGUCACCACCUCAUUGAAUUACUGUAUUGAAUAGGUACAUAUAUGUACAUACACAAAAUAAUUAUUGAAAACAAUUCUUUAAAUUGCAUACAAAAAUUAUUUAUUAAUAAUAAUUAUUUUCUUUAAUUUAAAUAUCAUCUUUCAAUUACAAUACAAAAAAAAAAAAAAACAAAAAAAUAAAACAAAUAUAAAGUACACAACUUAUUUAAAAAAAAAAAAACAAAAAAAAUUAAAUUUAUAAAAAAAUUGUAGACUUUUUCUUUUAAUUUUAUUUUAAAUUAAUCGAAACCAAUUAUUACUGAUAAAUUUAAAUAAUUCAAUAUUAAAAAUAAU
Condylostylus longicornis is the source of this 3583-nucleotide messenger RNA. RefSeq names its product zinc finger protein Noc (gene noc). Gene Ontology annotation, cellular component: nucleus. The transcript has 2 exons. Gene Ontology annotation, biological process: negative regulation of DNA-templated transcription. The record is from RefSeq and is a predicted model, not a curated record. The coding region runs from base 685 to 2337 and encodes 550 amino acids. NCBI's taxonomy places the organism in Eukaryota, Metazoa, Arthropoda, Insecta, Diptera, Dolichopodidae.